UAUCCAACCCCUGCAUUCGAAAAACAAUGGAAACAUUUGCAUCAGAAAAAUAUUGAAAAGUAAAAACAUUGAUUAUAAAUGUUUGCUAACUGUGCCUCUCAGACUCUUUAGGCAGUCCUCCAAAUAAUUCAGCCACUGCAGGCUUAACCAUGAAACUGCUUAGACUUUUUAUUCAUUUAGGUAAUUAAUGAUACUUCUAUAUCUAUUAUAUAACGCUGCAUUGUGUGAAAGUACUUUUAUAUUUAUGUAUGCUUAUAAGCGUAAUUUAAAAAUCUUCAAUAGUCUGUUCUUGUGGACAUUGGUGCUACAAAGUAGACCACGCUGUUUAGUCCCCUUCUUAUAGCAUAUAAAUAAUCAUAUUUAGAUUUAAACACAAAUUGAUUUACAAUUUUAAUUAUUUUAGGUUUGAUUCCUGUUAAAGAUGGAAAGUUUCGACUGUGCAGCACUAAAACCUUUAAAUCGUUAUUGAUCUGGUUUUGUAUUCCUGUUAGCUUGUACUUAUCCGUAAUGUGGAUGGUUGUAUUUUUGGACAGUCAAAGUUACUCAAGUGAUACUGUAAUUACUACUUGCUUGAUUGCAAUGGCAAUCAAUAUUGUUUCUACUACUAUGUUAAUACCUGGUCUUAUGGCAAAUCUAGUCGAAAAAUCAGAGAUUAAUUAUAAUGUCACAAAGUUUUCUAAACUCUGGCCUGUUCUUUACAUUCUUGCUGGCAUUGUUUCUAGCACAUUGACGAUCUACAAUUAUCAGUAUGUUGAUGGUUAUUUGUACUUAUCUAUUGCUCUAACUGUUUUCUUCAGUAUGUUAAAUGUGAUCAUGGGAUCUUUUUAUAUAACUUCUAGUUUGAUUUCAAUCUCAUUUAUAGAUGAGGCUAAAGAAAUGUCAACAAUUCAGGAUGUAGAACUUAUGAUCUCAUGUUCUAUGAAUCAAGUAAAGAAGAUAAGAAUGUUGAAGAGUGGAUUCAGUCCCCUCCUUGCUUUCAUGCUAACCAACCCAACAGUGUGUCUAGUAAUCUUCUCCUACACUGGAUUGUACUACUCAAAAAAGGAACAUUACUACCAGUGUUUAAUUUUUUUGUCAUGUGUUCCAGGAUUUUGCUUAUCAAUUUAUUAUCUCAUUUGUUGCUGUAACGAUACAUUUCUAGCUUUAUCUUUAAACAAUGACAAACUUAGACAAAUGUCCCGGAUGGUGGACCAUGAUAUUAAGUAUGAUAUACAAUUAGUUCUUGAGAUGAUCAAAGAAGAGGGACCUUUCACCGCUCUUGGAUUCUUUGCAGUGGAUAAAUCUACUUUCAUGACUAUUAUUGGAUGCACCAUCAACUAUCUGGUUAUCAUGCUCUCUCUCACAUAGACUUUUUAAAUAACAGUUUUUCAUCUAAAAGAAUUUAGAAUAUUAUUCAACAAUAAUAUAUGAUAACAAAUUUAUAACUAAAAUAAUAAAUGUUUUAGAAUAAACUUUUAUUGUGAA
Messenger RNA from Eurytemora carolleeae, 1464 nucleotides. RefSeq lists its product as uncharacterized. The coding region runs from base 508 to 1347 and encodes 279 amino acids. The transcript is spliced from 3 exons. The record is from RefSeq and is a predicted model, not a curated record. Lineage: Eukaryota; Metazoa; Arthropoda; Copepoda; Calanoida; Temoridae.